Messenger RNA from Cornus florida, 1520 nucleotides. RefSeq names its product 8-hydroxygeraniol oxidoreductase-like. The transcript has 7 exons. The record is from RefSeq and is a predicted model, not a curated record. Gene Ontology annotation, molecular function: S-(hydroxymethyl)glutathione dehydrogenase [NAD(P)+] activity; zinc ion binding. Gene Ontology annotation, cellular component: cytosol. Bases 2 to 1213 code for a protein of 403 amino acids. NCBI's taxonomy places the organism in Eukaryota, Viridiplantae, Streptophyta, Magnoliopsida, Cornales, Cornaceae. Gene Ontology annotation, biological process: formaldehyde catabolic process.
UAUGUGUGCGUGUGUACACACACUUGGAGAGAUAAAGAGAGAGCAACUUUGUUCCUUGUUGUCAAAAGCUUGGGAGUGUAUAACCAUGUCGAAGACCAAUUCACAGGUCAUAACAUGCAAAGCGGCGGUGUCGUGGGGGGCGGGGCUACCCUUGAAGGUGGAAGAGAUACAAGUGGAGCCUCCAAAAUCAUCAGAAAUUAGGAUUAAGAUGCUGUGUGCAAGUCUAUGCCACACUGAUAUCCUUUGCUGCAAUGGCCUUCCAGUUCCUUUGUUCCCACGAGUUCCUGGGCAUGAAGGUGCUGGGAUGGUAGAGAGUGUUGGUGAAGGAGUGAGAGGUUUUAAAGAAGGUGACAUUGUGAUGCCAACCUACAUAGGGGAGUGUGGGAAAUGUGAGAAUUGCAAGUCAGGGAAGUCAAAUUUGUGCUUGGCAUACCCUUUGGGUUUCAGUGGUCUAAUGCCUGAUGGCACAUCAAGAAUGUCCAUCAAUGGCCAAAAAUUGUACCACUUUUUUAGCUGCUCCACAUGGUCAGAGUACAUAGUUAUUGAUUCUAACUAUGUUGUCAAGCUUGAUCCAAGGAUAUCACUCCCACACGCUAGCUUUAUCUCUUGUGGCUUCGCAACUGGAUUUGGGGCAACUUGGAAGGAAGCCAAAAUUCACAAGGGUUCUUCUGUGGCUAUUUUGGGUCUUGGUGCUGUUGGACUAGGGGUGGUAGAGGGAGCCAGAAACCGUGGGGCAUCCAAAAUAAUUGGCAUAGACAUAAAUGACAAAAAACGGGAGAAAGGAGAGGCCUUCGGCAUGACUGAUUUCAUAAACCCUAGUGAUUCUGAUAAACCUAUCUCAGAAUUGGUUAAGGAGUUUACAGGAGGAACAGGUGUUGACUACUGCUUCGAAUGUACUGGAGUCGCAACAUUAGUCAACGAGGCCCUUGAAGCUACAAAAGUGGGAAUUGGGACGUCCAUAUUAAUUGGUGCAGGACUUCAACAGAAAGGGAUGAUCAAUUUUGUCCCCCUAUUAUGUGGCAGAACUUUAAAGGGUUCAAUUUAUGGCGGGCUCAAAAUCCAAUCAGAUCUUCCAACCAUAUUUGACAAAUGUAUAAAUAAGGAAAUCAAUUUAGAUGAGCUAUUGACCCAUGAAGUUUCACUGGAUGAAAUAAACAAAGCAUUUGAGCUAUUGAAACAGCCCGACUGUGUCAAGGUCCUUAUCAACAUUUGAAUGUUCUAAGCACCAAAUCUUAUUAUGCCUAUCAAGAUUAUCCUGGUGGAGAUAAUAUGGUUACUCUCUUAUUGGACAAACAUGUUUUUAAAGUGGAGCAUAUGACCUUCAUCGUUGUUAAAUACUCUUCUUCCCUGAUAUGUAAUUCCUUCUCUUUGAUGUCUAGUUCCUCUGUUUGGUUCCAAAAAAAAAAAAAAAAAAUCAAGAUUUGACUUUGUCCCACUAAUAAUCUCUACUUGUAUUCAUAAGCAUCUUCAAGUUGACUCACCAGUCAUCUUUGCAAUAAACAUUUUCAAAAUUAAUGAUA